AUGGAAGAAGCGUUUAGGCGUCUCAACGGCAUGCCUCCNUACGCGGCGGAGAUAAGGGACCCGCAGUCGAAGGAGCGGCGGUGGCUGGGGACGUUCGACACGGCGGAGGAAGCUGCCUGCGCCUACGACUGUGCCGCCAGAGCGAUGCGAGGCGCGAAGGCGAGGACGAACUUCGUGUACCCUGAUUCUCCUCCUCAUCCUCGUCCACACCAUCACCAUCACAAUUUUCGUCACUCUGAACUGUUCCAAGCGUUCAACUUCCCGAAGCAGCAGUGCCACGUCAGCAAGUUAGUUCAGAGUGGCCGCCAUGGCGUAACUGCUCCAUUAUCGACUCAGCAGCAGCACCGAAACGUCGCUAACAAUUCUCAUCAUUCCCUGAACAUGCUUCUGUUCCGCGAGUUUCUGAAUUCGAAUCCGUGUUUGGUUUCUUCUUCUUCUGCUGCUGCUGGUGGUGUUGGUUCUAGUAGUGCUAAUAAUAGUCCUUAUCAGUAUUGCAUGAAGGAGGGUGGUUCCGCUUGCUGCUUCAAUGGUAACUGUUGCGGUGGUGGUUCCAACAACGGCACGACGGAGGUUAUUGCUGAAGGUGUCGAGGAAGAAGAUCAGUCGUUAUUGGAGUUGUUCCCUAGAGAGUCUUCAAACUCUGGUCUGUUGGAAGAGAUAGUUCAACGCUUCUUGCCGAAAUCCAAAACCGUUCCAAACAAGAAUUGCGACAGCACUUUGAAGCUGAAACCCGAGGCGGCGGCAGUUUCGUUUCCUCAUCAUCAACAACAACAACAACAGGGCUAUGAUGAUGACAGCAGGAUGAUGAGGGGUUUUGAUCAUCAAAAUUUUCCUGUUCAGCAAUUUGAUUAUGGCUUUAACCCUAUUCAUGAGGCCUCAUCGAUGACCAUGCCUGUGGGGAACGAACAGUUGAUGAUGAACCCUACUGCUAUGCUGGAAGAUGCUUUUCAGUAUCAACAAUUUCUCAAUGCCUUCGCGGCCAGAAUGCAGAAUGCUUAA
Molecule: messenger RNA, 999 nt
Organism: Arachis duranensis
Lineage: Eukaryota; Viridiplantae; Streptophyta; Magnoliopsida; Fabales; Fabaceae
Product: ethylene-responsive transcription factor ESR1-like
Exons: 1
Coding region: 1-999 (332 amino acids)
Biological process (GO): regulation of DNA-templated transcription
Molecular function (GO): DNA binding; DNA-binding transcription factor activity
Source: RefSeq, a predicted model, not a curated record